Paramecium tetraurelia is the source of this 1722-nucleotide messenger RNA. RefSeq lists its product as uncharacterized. The record is from RefSeq and is a predicted model, not a curated record. The transcript has a single exon. NCBI's taxonomy places the organism in Eukaryota, Ciliophora, Oligohymenophorea, Peniculida, Parameciidae.
AUGGGAAAUCAGCAGUUUGAAGCUAAUGAGUCUCAAACCAACAUCACACAAUAUUACCAAAAAAUGCUCAAUUAAAACAAAGAAAACAUCCCUCACCAAAAUCAGAGCACUCCGAAAUUGCUGAGUGCAGAAAGUCGAAACAAAUUGAGACCCACCUCUAAAAUCAAUCUGGAUAUGAAAUUGUGUUCCAAAUCUUCAGAAAAAUCGCUUCCUGGUGUAUCAUAAGUAUGGUUUCAUGAUUUAAAUUAGAAAAUGUUUUAAGAAACACCAGUGGUGAGAAAUCCCCUAGAGAAAUUACAUAGGAAGAGAAGCAGUACAAAAAUUGUUUAAGAGAAUGAUGAAUCUCAUAUACAAUUAUUGGAUCUUCUAAAGAACAUGGUCAGACAUCAGGAUUCAACAAUGCAGAGUAGUCAAGUCAAAGUUACAGAAUAAUCCUGCUAAGAAUAUGAUAAAAAGAAACUAAUAAUUGAUUCAGAUUAAUUUUAUAAACCAUAAAUAGAAGAUAGACCGUUAUAGUUUAACAAUAGAAGAAGAUCUAAAACAUUUGAGGAAUCCUUUAGAACAUUAAUAUCAAAUGAAGACAGAUGUUAACCUUUGAAAUUAUAUAGAAGAGAAAGCAAAGAAGAAGAAGCUCUAUAGUUUAUUUUAUAGAAUUGCACUUAAACUCAAUCAAGAAUUGAUCAAUAAAUUUCAAAUAGUAUAACUUUUGAAUCUUUGGAAAGUGAUUGGUAGGCGUUAACUAAAAAGAAUUCCAAAUAGUUAGAGACUCCUGGAACUGCUUAAUUUCAAGGGUUAAAUAAAGAUGAUAAAAUGUUCGAACUCUCCACUUCCAAUUUUAUUGAAUAAAAUAAUGAUGACAUAUAAGGUUCCAGGAGACCAUCUUGCAUAGAAUCCACUUUUCUCAUCCCUAUGGUGUUACAUUCACAAAAUAGUUUGGAUUUCGAUGAUUCCAAAGAAGUGUAUCAAAAUUCCAAACCUGCUCAACCCUAUGAAUAUAAGAAAAGUUAGAUUCCAAAGAUGAAUGGAUUGCUAUCACAAUAAUAGUCUCUUCAUUAAUUGAAUAAAUUGGAUUGCAAAAUCAAUUCAACCAGUAGAAAUGUGGCUUAACCUAUGAAAAAGAUACUCUAAACAUUAGCCUCUGGAUUACCUAACAAAGCCCCAUUCAAACAGAAAUCACUUCAUUAACAAUCUGAUCAUUCUCUCUCAUUGCCUUUAUAGAUGAUCAAUUCCAAAAUGGGUUAUAGAUCGAAUUUGAGUUUUGUCCAGAAUGUCCCUCAAUCUUCAUUGUCCUCCAAAAAUGGAAGAAAUCAAUUCGAUUCAAAAACAUUUAAGACGAAACCCCCAGUGAUCCAUCCUGAAGAAUAAUGGUUAGCCAAUUCGAAAUUGGAAUAUAAGAAAAUCAUGCUUAUUUUAGAUGAAUAACAACAAUAAUAAUAAUAGAUCUAGAAUUUCAGCAUUUAAAAUAAAAGUGAAAUGAUCUCAAACACUUUCAACAGUUCAGACAUUAAUUGUUCAUAGAGAUUCUAGUUAGAUGAUAUUAAUUUCAAACUUAAACCUCAUCUUGAAGAUAAGAACACUUAAACUCAAUUAAAAGAUUUGUAGUAGAAUUUCAUAAACCGAUUAUCCUAACCUAAAAGUAGAUGCAGUUCGAGAACAGCAGAAAGCAACCCUUAUUGGAAAUUGAGAGAAGUAGAUCAAUCAAAGAGAUCCAAAAGGAAAUGA